AAGAACAAAAAUUUGGAGAAAUCGAUAAAAAUGGCGUCGUGGAAUUCGAUUCCGCUAGAGAUUUCGUAUGAAAUCGUUGGAUGGAUCGCUUUUGCUUCGUGGUCAAUUAGCUUUUACCCACAAUUGAUUUUGAAUUUCCGUAGGAGAAGUGUUGUUGGAUUGAACUUCGACUUCGUGAUGUUGAAUUUGACAAAGCACUCGUCGUAUAUGAUCUACAAUGUCUGCCUCUACUUUAGUCCUGUUAUUCAAAAGCAGUACUUUGACACUUAUGGCGAUAAAGAGAUGAUACCUGUGGCUGCGAAUGAUGUUGCAUUCUCAAUCCAUGCAGUUGUAAUGACAGCUGUUACACUGUUCCAGAUCUUUAUCUAUGAACGUGGACCUCAAAAAGUAUCCAGACUUGCUAUAGGUAUUGUGGUUGUUGUGUGGGCAUUUGCAGCUAUCUGUUUCUUCAUUGCAUUACCUACACACUCUUGGCUAUGGCUCAUCUCCAUCUUCAAUUCAAUUCAGGUCUUCAUGACAUGCGUCAAGUACAUUCCACAGGCAAAGAUGAACUUCACUAGAAAGAGCACAGUCGGAUGGAGCAUCGGGAAUAUUCUUCUUGAUUUUACUGGAGGACUUGCUAAUUAUCUGCAAAUGGUUAUACAAUCUAUUGACCAAAAUUCUUGGAAGAAUUUCUAUGGGAACAUUGGAAAGACUCUUCUAUCACUUAUAUCAAUAUUUUUCGACAUCCUCUUCAUGUUUCAACACUAUGUGUUAUACCCAGAGAAGAAAGCCUCAAAAUCUCUGGAAACUGGUGAGGAAUCGAACGAACCACUCAUUGAUUCUUCUCAUGAACAUGUUUAAAGAUCAGAUUCUCUGGAGAAUAUCAAAGUCAUUAGUUUCAGCCUUCCCACUGUAUAUGUUUAAAUCACAAAAAGGUACAAUACUCUUCAGACUCAUAGAUUAUUAUCCCAUGUUAUUGUCUUAAUAUCAGUUUAAUGUAUCAUUAUCACAGAAACAACAAAUGUAAACAUAUAUUUUAAGAAACAAUAUGAAAGUUA
This is a messenger RNA of Arabidopsis arenosa, 1040 nucleotides long. The record is from the annotation of a GenBank genome assembly. NCBI's taxonomy places the organism in Eukaryota, Viridiplantae, Streptophyta, Magnoliopsida, Brassicales, Brassicaceae.